GGUGUAUUACAUCGGACAUUUGAAAUGUCGGAGGACUAUGUGGUCGUCAAAUACGAUUAUUUAGCACAAGAGGAACAGGAGUUGACGAUAAAAAAGAACGAACGGUUAAAGCUGUUAGAUGAUAGCAAAAACUGGUGGAAAGUAAUGAACGAUUCAAACAGUGUUGGAUUUGUGCCUUCAAACUACGUGCGAAAAGAAUCAAUUGUGGACAAAGCAAAAGGAACAAUCAAGGGCUUAGCGCGAGGUCGCAACCGAUCCUCAGAUCCGGAGCCGGAGGAGCGAUUAAACGGCAUCGCGCGUCUAGCGUUCAGCUUGAAUAACAACUGUGCGGUGACACCAUCAUCCAAUAAGAUUCCUAUGAUGAGCUCGAAAACGAAAGCUGUGGUGAAAUUCACUUACGAGCCAAGACUUGAAGAUGAGCUCGGUCUCACAAAAGGAGAUUUCGUUUAUGUCGUCGAGAAAAGCACAGAUGGGUGGUGGAAGGGAGAAGCACCGAAUGGAGGAGUCGGAUGGUUCCCGUCAAACUAUGUGGAGGAAGUUGAAGCUUCGACAAACGGAAAUCAGGGAAGCAUUGAGAACCGAAACCCAGCAGCUGCAGCAGUUCCAGCGCCCAUAAUGAUGCAAGCACCACCGCCGAAGCUCCAGGCGUCACGGUCUUCAUUUGAAAUUCAGGUCGUCGUUGCAUUGUACUCGUUCGACGCAUCAUCAUCUGAAGAACUAUCGUUCAAAAAAGGAGAACGGCUCGAAAUCGUGGAUCAUCCAGAACAUGACCCCGAUUGGUGGAUGGCGCGCAACGCCAGUGGAACCACAGGGCUUGUGCCAAGAAAUUACAUUGAGGUGGUCAACGACUCAUCAUCCAGCAAAGCUUCACAUCAAGAUUUCGCACCGCAAUAUUCAGGAAACGGAGAAAUUCCGAUGGAGCAACAGCCGUGGUAUUUUGGACGCAUCUCGAGGGAACGUGCUGAAGAUCUUCUACUACAUGGUCGUGAGGGAGAGUUUCUGGUCAGAGAUUCGGAGAGCAAUCCUGGAGACUUGUCGAUCUCAAUGCGCGGAAUCGAACGCAACAAGCAUUUCAAAGUGCAAAACGUGGAUGGUCUCCUGAAAAUUGGAAACCGAACGUUUGUGGACAUGAAUGCUCUUAUCAAUCACUACACAACCAGCCCAAUUUUCUCGUCGCCAACGGAGAAGCUGUUUUUGACCGGUCCUCUUCCCAAGUAAACUACUUGUUCAAAAUUUCAAUGCAAUAUUCUUAUAAGCUCAUUCUUAACAAUUGUUGUUUUCUUGUCUUCUUUGCAGCAAUCCAUUUUUUUUCUGGACAAAGCAAGUGAAAAUCUCUUUCGUCAUUUCUAUCACUAGCCCUGUGUUUAGAUAUGUUUACUGAUUUGCCAUCCGCCGUUUUUGAUAAAUUGAACGGUUGAUCACGGUUUCAGAUAUAUUUCUCAUUUUUUCUUUGGUUCUUUUUCUUUUCAUUCAAGUUUGUAAUUUUAUCAAAUAAUUGUCCUUAACUCACACUUUCCAUUCAUCUCUUCUUCAAUUGUCUUUUGCUCCACUUCACAACGCUGCGUUGUUUCAGAAUAUUAUUUUCAAUUCCAAUUGCCAUAUGUGAUAACUGUAAAUGAAUUUUCAAGUGGGCAUA
Molecule: messenger RNA, 1636 nt
Organism: Caenorhabditis elegans
Lineage: Eukaryota; Metazoa; Nematoda; Chromadorea; Rhabditida; Rhabditidae
Gene: nck-1
Product: NCK (Non-Catalytic region of tyrosine Kinase) adaptor protein family
Source: RefSeq, marked reviewed